Molecule: messenger RNA, 1569 nt
Organism: Oppiella nova
Lineage: Eukaryota; Metazoa; Arthropoda; Arachnida; Sarcoptiformes; Oppiidae
Source: the annotation of a GenBank genome assembly
CAGUGUUUUGCUAUGAAUACACGAAAAUGUGGUGAAAAUCAUUGCAAUAAUUAUUACAGAAAUCAAUAACUUUUUAAUUUAUAUCAACCACUCAUUCGUGAAUCCAUUAUCACAUCCACUCCACACCCGAAGACAUCCACUCAUUCCUCCCAUAAAGUCGUAAACCAUUAGAUGUGAUGCCAUUGGAGACCAAUGUGUUCAUCGGCACCGGUAUUGCCUUCGGACUACUGGUCGUCGCGUUCAACUCAGCCAUCCAUAAGAUCGAAGAGGGUCAUGUGGGUGUGUACUACAGAGGCGGUGCCCUAUUGGACACGACAUCGGUGCCGGGCUUUCAUAUGAUGUUUCCGGUGCUGACGACCUACCGGUCCAUUCAGGUGACCCUCCAGACCGAUGAGGUGAAGAACGUGCCCUGCGGUACAUCCGGUGGUGUUAUGAUAUACUUCGACCGCAUAGAAGUGGUCAACAUUUUGCACUCACACGCCGUGUAUGACAUCGUGAGGAACUACACCGCAGAUUACGAUAAGGCACUCAUAUUCAAUAAAGUACACCACGAGUUGAACCAGUUUUGCUCAAUUCAUUCACUGCAAGAGGUUUACAUCGAUUUGUUCGACCAAAUCGAUGAGAACCUCAAGAUUGCCCUCCAGAGAGAUUUGGAUCAGUUCGCUCCGGGACUCUUCGUACAGGCCGUUAGGGUCACCAAACCUAAGAUACCGGAGACUAUCCGUAGAAACUAUGAGCUCAUGGAAGGCGAGAAGACAAAGCUGAUGAUAUCAGUGCAGCGCCAGAAGGUGGUGGAGAAGGACGCGGAGACUGACCGCAAGAAGGCUAUCAUAGAGGCGGAGAAGAACCAACAGGUGGCGAAGAUUACGUUCGACCAGAAAAUCAUGGAAAAGGAGUCCCUGAAGAAGAUGUCGAUCAUAGAGGACGACAUGUUCUUCAACAGAGAGAAGAUGAGAGCCGACGCCGAGUUCUACACGAAGGAGAAGCUCGCGGAAGGCAACCAACUGUUGCUCACCCGAGAGUACCUCCAGUUAAGGAAAUACGAGUCCAUCGCCAGCAACUCGAAGAUCUACUUCGGUUCAGACAUUCCGCAGAUGUUCUUCGAGAGACAAUCAUCCGAUACGUGGGACGAGAAUCAUAGGGGAGCUCCGCAUGUGAUGGCUAGCAGGCAGAGUAGUGUCGACGCCAACACGUCUAAUGAUAAGAGCGGCAAACACUCCACAGCUAACAGUGGGUCCGGGAGUAGAGAUCGAGAGAAAUAAUAAUUAAUAUGUUUUUUACUGAUAUCUGUAAAGAGUUUUUGCCUUUUUAUAUAUAAACCGUUCGACAAAUUGAUAAAUAAAUUCAAGUUUUUUUAGGUGUUUCAAGAACACGACAACAAAAGCAAAGUUUCAUGAAAUUCACGUAUCAUAUGAUUGUGUGAAGUCCUCGUCGGUGUUGAUGUACUAAUUGUUUGGACACAUGUUGUCAAGUGUUUAUUAUUAUGAAGAGCUCACACAUACAUCUAAUUUGCAUUUCACUCAGGAUUCACACAUCAUUUUUUACGAUAAACUUUUGUAUAAUUAUAAC